Messenger RNA from Cuscuta europaea, 1782 nucleotides. NCBI's taxonomy places the organism in Eukaryota, Viridiplantae, Streptophyta, Magnoliopsida, Solanales, Convolvulaceae. The record is from the annotation of a GenBank genome assembly.
CAAACACCUCUUUGACGUGAAGAAGCGUAACUCGUCCGGGAGUUCUCCAUAUUACAUUGGAAAGCUUCCAUGAAUUGCCUCUUUCAAUCAUCCUAUGUUUACCUCAACCGGAACCAGUCGGAACACUUCUGUAUCUUUGUCUUCAACCCCCGCCACAGCAACAAGGCUCCCCAUCGUUUCUCCCCUUCCUAUCCGCGCCGUCGCCACCACCGCCGUCGCCUCCUCCACAAAUUCUUUCGGGAUUUUUCAACCGGAUUCGGCCCCUCCCCUUUGCCGCCUGGCAAAAACCUCAAAUUAAUCCCUGCACUCGACAGCUUACCCUCCCCGCCCCUGGACCGCCUCAGGGACGGUAUUGAGUCUCAGCUCGCCGGGUUCCUCGACUCUGGUCUCGCCGCUGUAGAAGACCUGCAGACUCUCGUUCGCGUUGAUGGUCAGACCCGGAAGAUGGUGAUAUCCUGCCGCAGGUCCACGGUCGAUUUCUUAGGCACUCUGUUCCUUUCCAGUAUCAUUAUUCAUUUCACUCUCAAGGGUUUCAUUAAAAUAUUAGCUUUUGGACUUCGAAGAAACUACCCAGCAGGUAAUGUGCAUACGGUGUACAAAAGGGAUCGGAGUCUGGGUGGGAGAGAGGUGUUGGUUGCGAAGAGGGAGACAGCUGAUGAUAGGACUAACAAGAAUAGAAUUAACAUGCUCGAAAGUAUUAAUGGUAUAGACAGUAACAUACUCGCUUCUUCAGACUGGAUUAGAGGAAAGACGUAUUCGAAAAGAAGUAGCUCUAUGAAUAGAUUGCCCAAAUGGUGGUCGUCCACAACUAGUUCUGGUGAAGGACCGAUUGAGUAUCAGGAGGAGAAUCAAAGAAUGGCCAAUAAAUUGGUUCGAGCCAUAUUGGACAACAGAAUGAGUGGAAGGGACAUUUUGGUGGAUGAUAUAAUUCAAUUACGGCGGAUAUGCAAAUCAUCUAAAGUGAGGGUCUCAUUUGACACUGAACAUGCUCGAGAUUCUCUCUACCGUACAUCUGUUGAUUAUGUUCUGACCUACUGCGAAAGUACAGUGAAUCGACCAGGCCUUAUUCACAUUGAUGGUGAGGAUGUGCACAAGUUCAUUGCAGAGCUGUCUGAUAAUAUUGACCUUCAGAACACUAGAGCUGCAAGAAUGGUGUCUGCAGCUGUCGCUGCACAUACAAGGUCCAGGCUUUUGCAGGCAUGGGUAAGCUCUCAGGGUUAGGAUCAGCAAAAUGUUAGGUCUCCUUUGGAUUGGAUUUGGAUUCCCGGGAAAAAGGCCCUUGAAAUGCAAAGCAGACAUGCGGGAGCUGUUGAGGAACUUAGAAAAAUAUGUCUUAUCCACAAGAUAUUCCCCCCUGAGGAGUACUCGCCUGAGAUGGAAAUGGUGGCUCGAGGCCUUCAAAAGCUCUUAAAAGUAGAGCAGAGAGAAUUUUUGAUGGACACAUUCAGAGGAAUUUGUGGCGAAUACUCUAGCAAAAGUGUGGCGGAAGCUCUUGGUGUGUCUGGAUGAUGUGGUUCAUCAACAAGAAGCAAAGUAUCCACGGGCUUCAUUAAUCUUGGUACAUAUUAGUUUUACGCGUAGCUCAUUUCACAUGUGAUAUGUAUUUUGGUUUAACACUUUCAAUGCCAUUAUAAAUUUGAUUAUUCCCAAUGCCUUAUGCAAAUAUUGAUUAGAAUACUCUAAAACAUUGGCCUUUUACUGAUCAAAACUAUCAAUUAUUUAUUUGUAUAUUCCAAUAAGAAGUUUAUGUGCCAAUUUAUAUUUACUGUCGUACUUCUAUAA